Messenger RNA from Astyanax mexicanus (Mexican tetra), 5157 nucleotides. It is a transcript of the gene trpa1a, whose product is annotated as transient receptor potential cation channel, subfamily A, member 1a. The coding region runs from base 48 to 3341 and encodes 1097 amino acids. Gene Ontology annotation, biological process: monoatomic ion transport; transmembrane transport. The transcript has 27 exons. Gene Ontology annotation, cellular component: membrane. The record is from RefSeq and is a predicted model, not a curated record. Lineage: Eukaryota; Metazoa; Chordata; Actinopteri; Characiformes; Acestrorhamphidae. Gene Ontology annotation, molecular function: monoatomic ion channel activity; protein binding.
UGUAUGUUUUUAUUUGUAGGCAGGUCUAAGUGAACAGCAGAUACACUAUGCCAAACUCCAGCCAGAUGGACCUGGACAAAAGCAACCAGAUGUCUACAGAUGUUUUUGAGUGGGCUCUGGAGGGGAACACUAUGGCUCUGGAAAAGCAUCCAAAGCAGCUGGCUGUACGGGACGAUACAGGUGCCAGUCCCCUGCACUACGCUGCAUGCAAAGGUCACCUCCGUGCCAUCAAACUCAUCGUGCAGAUCGCUGGACAGCAAGAACUGAAUGUGGUGGAUGAGGAAGGGAACACUCCACUGCACUGGGCCGUGCAGAAGGACCAGCGUGGGAGCUGUUCAGCACUCCUCAGCCUGGGCGCCGACCCCAACAUCCUCAACAAAUCCCUGCUGUCCCCUCUGCACCUGGCAGUCAGCCUCAGACACAACGGCCUGGUGGAGCAACUCGUCUCACACAGCCAGACCAACGUUAACCUGGAGGGGGAUCUGGGAAACACUCCUGUGAUUCUGGCGGCUUCAGUGGACAACCAUGAGGCGCUGUGUAUUCUGCAAAGAAAUGGAGCAAAACUGUGUCGGCAGAACAAGCUGGGCCACUUUCCUAUUCACGCCGCCGCCUUCGCCGGAGCUAAGAAAACCAUGGAGGUCGUUCUACAGAAAGGACAGGAGGCUGGAAUGUCCAUUGAAUCCCACAUAAACUACGUAGACAAGUCCAUUAGCAGCCCUCUUCACCUGGCUGUACGUGGUGGCAACCUUGAUGUCAUCCAACUCUGUAUCGCUCAUGGAGCCAAAAUUAACCAACAACAGUGUGAUAAAUCCACUGCACUCCACUUUGCCUGCACACAAGGUGCCACUGAAGCAGUGAAGCUCAUGCUCCUGGCCUAUGACAGAGUGUGCGACAUCAUCAACAUCACUGACGGAGCCUGCCAAACUCCACUUCAUAAGGCGACUAUUUUUGACCAUUAUGAACUGGCUGAGUAUCUCAUCUCACAGGGUGCAGACAUUGACUUUAUCGACUGUAAAGGCCACUCGCCUCUGCUGCUGGCCACCAGCUGUGGAGCCUGGAGAACUGUUAACCUGCUUCUGUCACACGGUGCUGAGUUGAAAGUCAGAGACAAAGCUGGCUGUAACUUCCUUCAUCUGGCCAUCUUGCAGCCCAGAGGCUUGAAGAACCUACCUACAGAAGUGCUGCAGCAUGAGAGUGUGAGAGAGCUGCUGAAUGAUGAAGACUCAGAGGGCUGCACUCCUCUUCACUACGCCUGUAGACUGGGAAUACCUGACUCAGUAAAGAACAUGCUGGGACUGGAGGUUUCUCUGGACCAGAAGUCCAAGCAGAAGAAAUCUGCCCUGCACUUUGCAGCUGAGUAUGGAAGGAUCAACACAUGCCACCGGCUGCUGGAGCCCAUGACCGACACAAGGCUGCUGAACGAGGGAGAUGAGAAAGGGAUGACUCCGUUGCACCUGGCCUCUCGCGGCGGACACGUCAAAGUGGUGGAGCUGCUCCUCCGCAAAGGAGCUCUGUUCCACAGUGAUUAUAAGGGAUGGUCAUGUUUGCACCACGCUGCAGCUGAGGGAUUCACCCAGACCAUGGAGACCUUACUCAUAUCUAACAUCAAACUGUUGGACAAAAUCGAUGGAGAUGGGAACACGGCACUGCAUCUCGCAGCACGGGCAGGCCACGUGGCAGCUGUGCGCCAGCUGCUCUGCAGGGGGGCUCAGUUCGUCCUGAAUAAGGGGGACGCCUCCUUCCUGCAUGAGGCCGUCCAUAACGGGAGGAAAGAGGUGACCAGUGCUGUGAUUGACAGUGACAGGUGUGAAGAGGCCAUCACAACCUUUAAAGUGAACUCAGCAAAGCGCUGCAUUGUGCUGGACAUGAUCGAGUUUCUUCCAGAAUCUUACAAGCAUCUUCUGGACACCUGCAUUAAGGAGUCUGAUGACGAUGUGAACUCGUGCACUUAUAAUAUAGAAUAUAAUUUCCAGUGGCUUCAGCACACAAACCACAGAAUACAGAACACAGACAACAUUGAGGAGGAUGACGACUAUAAACCUCUGGCUGCACUCAAUGCCAUGGUGGAGUUUAAUCGUGUGGAGUUGCUGACCCAUCCAGUGUGCAAGAAAUUCUUGGAAAUGAAGUGGAAGGCAUAUGGUAUGAAAGCUCACCUGCUCAACAUGAUCGUGUACACACUGGGGGUCCUCCCCCUCACCUACCUGAUCGUCAACCUGCGUCCCAAACUCACAGUGAACAAGAACGUGACAACGGUCACCAUGGUGACCACGAGUAUUGACAAGCAGUGUUAUUUCAUCACAAGUUGCAUGUUUUUGGUUCUUGCAAUGAACACGUAUGCAGUUGGCAAAGAGAUUGUGCAGAUGUUUCAGCAGCGUCUGAAGUAUCUCCGGGACAUGUCCAACUUCAUGGACUGGUCUUCCACGAUUUGCUCUCUGCUGUUUGUCAUCCCUCUCCUGCUGAAUGUGGAGAGCUCAUGGCACUGGCAGGCUGGAGCUCUGGCGGGUCUCAUCUCGUGGAUCAACCUCCUGCUCUACCUGCAAAGGUUUGAAAGGUUUGGAAUAUAUGUGGUGAUGUUUCGAGAGAUAUGCAGGACAUUGCUGAGCAUCAUUGUGUUAUUUAUCUACCUGAUUCUGGCCUUUGCCCUGGCUUUCUACGCUCUCAUGGUUGAACAGAGGCACUUUGGCAGGAUGUUCCUGUCGCUAAUGCAAACCUUCGUCAUGAUGGUGGGAGAGAUCAGCUACCAGGAUAACUUCCUGAAACCCUACAUGUCCUCGCAGCUCCCGUUUCCUCUGAUGACCUACGGAAUCUUUGUUUGGUUUGUUCUGCUUGUGCCGAUUCUGCUCAUGAACCUGCUGAUUGGUUUGGCUGUGGGUGAUAUAGCAGAAGUCCAGACCAAUGCUUGUCUGAAGCAGAUUGGAAUGCAGAUUGAACUUCACUCAAACCUCGAGGAGCGGUUGCCGUACUGGUUUGUGAAAAGGGUGGACCAGGUGUCGGUCAGGGAGUUUCCUAACAAAUGCUACAAUGGCAAGAGAUGGGUCUGCUGUGGGGGAGAAGUUAGGAAAGUGAGACCACGGCUGUGCCCAACCCCCCGCCAGUCAACGCCAAUGGAGCGUGAGUUAGCCAAGCAGAAACACAGGCUGAAAGAGAUGACAGAGUCGAUAGAGAAGCAGCACCACCUGCUGAAGCUGAUUGUGCAGAAGAUGGAGAUCUGCUCUGAGGCGGACGACAACGAUGGACCGGCCGUCUUUCAGGAGUUUAAACAGAAGCUUCUCACCAGGAGCAAGUGGGGGCCUCUGCUCAGAGCCGUAACAGCCAGGAAGAAAUGCACUUUAGUUAAUUAACAUAGAAAGAUCUGCAUCAACGUCUCCAGUGUUCUUCAGCAACCGUUCUUUAAUGUUUUCAAUCCAUUUUCUCUGUUCUAGCCCAACUGUGCAACAAACAACACUGUUCUAGAAGAUUCUUCUCUCAUUCACUAAUUCUCAUCCUAUCCUCUUGUUCAUACUGUGAGAACAUUCUCAUUUCAGUCAUAAUUCAGAAAAAAAUCCUUUUUAUUCACACUAUUCUAUAACAGUGCUAGAGGAUUAUACCAUUAUUUCCACUAUUCUAGAAUGUUCUCUUUUUAACAUCUCUGUUGUAGAAUGCUCUUCUCCCAUUCAUAAUAUUCUAGAACAGUGGUUUUUAUUCACACUAUUUAAAAAUGUUCUAUUUUUAAUAACACUGUUCUAGUACAUUAUUUUCCAAGUCAACCGUUCUAGAGGAUUAUCCCUUUAUUCACACUAUUCUAGAACAUUGUGUUCCCAAAAUGUGUUUAAAAUGUUCCCCCCUUAUUUCACACUUCUGUACAAAACUCUUUUCAUUCACACUAUUUAAAAACUUUCUCUUUCUAAUCACAAUGUUCUAGAACGUUUUCUAAAGUCCUCAGUUCUAAAGGACUGUUCCCUUUUUCCAAUAUUCUAGAAUGCUCUCUUUUCAAUGACACUAUUCUAGAACAUUGUAUUUCCAAUCAACAGUUCUUAAUGACUAUUCCCUUACUCUAGAAUGCUCUCGUUUCAAUCACACCAUUCUAGAAUGCACUGAUCUCUAUCACACUAUUCUAGAACAUUCUUUUCCAAAUCACAAUGUUCUAGCUAACAGAACAUUUUAGAAUGUUCUCUUUUUUAAUUACACUGUUCUAGAACAUUCUCUUUUAGAUUAACAGUUCUGGAGGAUUAUUCUCUUAUUUACACUAUUCUAGAACAUCCUGUUACCAAACACUAUAUUCUAGAAUGUUUUCUUCUUAUUCACACUACUAUACAAAACUCCCUUUUUAUUCACACCAUUUUAAAUCUUUCUCUUUCUGAUCACAAUAUUCUAGAACAUUUUUCUCUCAGUCACAAAAUUGCAGAACAUUGUUUUCAUUUACACUAUUGUAGAACAUUGUCUUUCCGAUCACAUUGUUCUAGAAUACUUACUGCCUUUUACACUAUUCUAGAACAUUCUGUUCAAAAUCACAUUUUAGCUAACAUAACUCUGUUCUAGAAGGCCCAUAUUUUCAUUCACAGUAUUCUAGAACAUUCCCUUUAUAAUCACAAUAUUCUAGAAUGUUCUUCCUUUAUUUACACUAUUUUAGAACAUUCCACACUGUUGCAUUAUUCUAAUUACAUGCUCCAGCAAUAGCUGGCCUUUCACACUGUUCUAGAAUCCUUUCUUGUGCAGUACAACAAUGUUCUGGAAAAUCCAUUUAUAUAGACUCAUUUGCUUUGUGUGUUUUGGAAAAGCCCCAUUCACAGUGUGCUAGAAUGUGCUCCUACCUUUUCACAUGGUUCUAAAACAGUAUUAUAGAACAUUUAGUCACACUGGUUUGAUUGGCUGGUUUGUUGUUAUUGUGUUGGAGCAGGGGUGUCCAACCCUGCUUCUGCAGAGCUACACUUUACACUUACAUACUGAAUUAAGAUCAAGCACUGCUGGAGCAGUAAUCAGAUUAAUGAGGUGAGACCGACUACAUAAUGGAAUAUAAUUAUAAUACAAACUGUAAGGUCAGGAAUUCUGUGGAAACAAUGUAUUCAUAUUUGUAUAUUUGCAUAAUCAUAUAGGGGUGUCUAGGUUUAGUCAAUAUAUUCAGUAUAAUAUAUUCACAACAAACUGUCCACAUUAAAAAAUAAAUCGAAUGGAUUUCAA